Molecule: messenger RNA, 4403 nt
Organism: Daphnia pulex (common water flea)
Lineage: Eukaryota; Metazoa; Arthropoda; Branchiopoda; Diplostraca; Daphniidae
Product: probable G-protein coupled receptor No9
Exons: 5
Coding region: 1565-3484 (639 amino acids)
Biological process (GO): adenylate cyclase-activating adrenergic receptor signaling pathway
Cellular component (GO): membrane
Molecular function (GO): G protein-coupled amine receptor activity
Source: RefSeq, a predicted model, not a curated record
AACAGUCGCCUUCUGUCGGGCGCCAAGUCAAGAACCCCCUGCCCGGUCCCGCUCAAAAACUCUUUUGAUUCCCCGCUGUUAUGUGUGUGUUUCAUUCGUUUCGAUACUCAGAAACAACACUCUUAAAAAUACUGGGAAGAAAAAUCUCUUAACAACUCCAUGAGUUCAAAGUGUUGUAUACAAAACUCGCUGGCGUUAUCGUCAAAUGAACUGUGUUGUGUAACUACUCCGAGUCGACAACUUUUCUCGGCUUGUUUGGUUAUGUUGUUGCUAGUGAUUGAUGUGUCCACUUGAUUUUGAAAUCUUUUCUGGAACGGAUUAAUAUCUCAACUCGCGCCAUAAGACGUCCAAGUUUUCGCCCUUUGACAAGUUGAAUUUCCAUCGCUCGAUUAUCUUAUUACAUCAUCAUCUUCCAGUGAGACCGGCUCCGGUUCUUUCGCUAUACACAGACACGCUAGCAGGUCGUAACGAGGGACUUUGGAGAGCAAUCAUCGAGCUUUUAAGCUUAAGAAUGGUGACGGCAUAGUGAAAAAACAAUAGACGACUUGCGUCAUUGUACAUUAUAAAUAUAUCGGGAGUGAGAAUCGCCAGUGAAUAAAAAUCGUCGGCGUUCGCACGUUCACCGGAUUUUCACGCUAUUCUAGAUCCAAAAUGAUUUGUGGUGGCAGAUGCUGAAAAGAACUUUUUGGGGUGAAGAGUUCGUGUAUAAUCCGAGAAUCAAGAAAGAAGCGAGUGGGGGGCCGGGGAGGAUAAAAGUGAAAGCAAAAGGAAACGGAAACCAAAGGGCAAAAUAUAAUACAACAACUUAAUAAAUUAUAUAGAAGGAAAUAUAGACGUUUCGACGCUAUCGGCUCACGUAUAAGGACGCACGACGCUGCAGAGCCCUUGACACUCCCUUCUUUUGGAGAGUUGCUGGGCUAAAUUGGCGACGACUUAUAUCUGCCCGACGACUAAAAGUUGUUACAGACACCGCAGCAUCCCGCACAAGUGCACUGGCUGGGCGUGAGCUGUGCUGGUCAAAUUUCAAGUUCAGUCGUCUCUGGUCGGUUGCCGAGUCAACAAGUCCACACCCGAUUUUCACCACAAAUAAUCGAUUGAUCGACAACAUUUAUAGACAUCAUCCGCCAAAGUGGGGGGUUGUUUUCUAUAUUAUUGGAUAUCAUUCGGACUCGAAUUAUUUGGCGGAUUCCAAUUUAACUAAGUGCUGGCCGACCGACCAUCUGCUCUUCUGUGAACCUCUUCGUACCAUUUUGCAGGUGGCGCGUUCAGUUUGUCUCCGUGAAUGGAGAGAGCUGUCGAGAAAACAAACGCAAGCGGCUGUCGUCAACGGAACCAAAAGGAAAAAUCUAUCCGCUGGAUUUCUGCUUGCAGCCAGCGGUCGUCUCGGCCAUCAACAUGACGUCCUCUGGCGCCUUGUUGGCGUGUUGUGGCGUCUGAAUGUGUGAGAGAUAUACAAAGUCUUGACAGGGUGUUCGUCCGUCCUCAAUUGUGGCCGGCCAGCACGACGAAAUAGAAACAGAAAAAUAAAAAUAAGGAGCCCGAAAGUGAAAGCGGAAAAAAAAACAUGGCAGGGCUUCAUUUGCUUGAUAGUGUGGCGUCCGGCGUGACUAGCGAUGGCGAAAUAGCCAACGAUUCAUGGCCAACGGUGACGGCCGCUGCCGUUGGCAACUGCAGCAAUCCGCUGGAAGAAGUGGAUUGGUCGCAACCGGGAUUGAUCAUCUCCUUGGUCAUCCUGGGCGUCGUCAAUGUCCUGGUCCUUUUCGGCAACUGCCUGGUCGUCCUGGCCGUUUUUCUCGACUCCAAACUGCGGACGGUCACCAAUUUGUUCAUCGUCUCGCUGGCCAUGGCCGACCUGUCGGUCGGUUUGGCCGUGUUGCCGUUCAGCGCCUCGCUGGAAGUGCUGGACAUGUGGAUUUUCGGUGAGAUUUGGUGCUCCAUCUGGUUGGCCGUCGACGUUUGGAUGUGCACGGCUUCCAUUCUGAAUUUGUGCGCCAUCAGCCUGGAUCGCUACCUGGCCGUCACCCGGCCCGUUUCCUAUCCCUCCAUCAUGACGCCAUUCCGGGCCAAGAUCCUUUUGGCCGUCGUUUGGCUCCUGAGUUUCGUCAUUUGUUUCCCACCGCUGGUCGGCUGGAACGACCGCAAAAUCAACCGGCAUCCAUCCCAGCAGCACUGCGACGACUGGUCGUGCGAGUUGACCAACGACCCGGGCUACGUCGUCUACUCUGCGCUGGGCAGUUUCUUCAUCCCCAUGCUGGUCAUGCUCUUCUUCUACUGGCGCAUUUAUCGGGCCGCCGUCGAGACCACCAAGGCCAUCAAUCAAGGCUUCCGCACAACCAAGGAAGAAGGCGGAGGAUACGGGCGACAGUGCGUGGAGAAUAAAGAGCGGCUGACGUUGAGGAUUCACAGGGGGCGGUCGGGACAGAAACCGUCGGCCGCUCUGACUUCGGUCCUAUUGGCUAAACAUGGUUGCCCUCCGGGACUGGGCCCGGCUCUGGCCGGCCUGGCUGAUCGUGAUAUCGUCACCCGUCUGUCUGACAGCACGACGCCGGCGGCGGUGACGGUGGGGACUGGCGAAAAUCCAAGGAUCGAUCUCCCGCAGAUUACCGUGACGGCCGCCACUUCGUCGAUCGAAACCGAUUGCGACUUGUGUCGCAAUGGCGAGCAGGAUCGGCUCUAUCAGCAGCAACAGCAGCAACAACAGCAACAACAGUUGCAACAACUCCAGCAGAUGCACCAGCAACAGCAGGCUUCGUCCGGCUUGCGGGAGAACGUGUCCAACGCCUCCCAGGCUUACAAGGUCCUGUACAUGGAGACGCCGUUGUGCAGUUGCGGGCGGAUCAGCGGGACCAACGGCCGGGCGUCCAAAGCGGGCAACAACAAGCGAAGCGCUUUGGAAAUUUUCCAGACGGGCGGCAACCACGGCAAGAAGAACAACAGGUCCAAAUACAACGGUGGACACCGCUGUCUGGGUCCGUCUCCCAGGAUGAGCGGAGGCGGAGAUGACGGAAUUGAUCCUCUGGGAUCGGCCAACAACCACAACAGCGCCAAACCCUUGAAAAUGAACCGACGCAGCAACAUCAAAGCCCAAGUGAAGCGGUUCAAAAUGGAGACCAAAGCUGCCAAGACAUUAGGAAUUAUUGUGGGUGGGUUCAUCGUGUGCUGGAUGCCGUUCUUCACGAUGUACGUGGUGCGGGCGUUUUGUCCGCAGUGCAUCCCGUCGGUGCUGUUUUCCGUCCUCUUUUGGCUGGGCUAUUGCAACUCGGCCAUCAACCCGUGCAUCUACGCCCUUUUCAGCCGCGAUUUCCGCUACGCCUUCCAGAAGAUCGUCUGCCAGUGUCUGUGCACACGACGCUCGCACGCCCAGCACCUCAGCAUCAUCAAGAUGAUGGUGCCGCAGGGUAUGAUCGCCGGACUGGGCAGCGCUGCCUUCAACACCGACGACUCGGAUCCUUACGCCAACGAUCACUCGGAUCAAUCCAACUGAUGAAUUUCAUAUUUACAAUUGAAGCGAUGAUCAACAUUAUUUUAAAUUCAAUUCAAAGAAAUUCCUUUUUUUUUAAUUCUUUGGUUAACGUUUGUUUAACUGGGAAUGGUCACGAAAAUGCACACGAUAUUAUAGGGUAGAUGAUAAAAGUAAUUCGAUGGCGAAAUGACGACAAACCCCCUCACAAAGUCUUAAUCAUUCCUUGUAACAAUGUUUUGAUUUGAACUUUACGUUACCUCACUAGUCUCUCUAUUAUAAAUAAUUACAUUAUUUGGUUGCCAAGGGAGUAAUUAUUCUUUUAACAAAUCGUUUCACGCAGGGAAAGAAUGUAGCGCAAACAAAUCAAAUUAUUUGUCGAUUGCAUCAAUUAUGUACAUUUUUACUAUUAUAUAUUGCAUAACAAGGUAAAAACACUUUUCUUUUCGUUUGAAUCAUUUGUUAUCAUUUCCCAUGAAUGUUUUUCGAUGUUUCGCAUCAUAUUAUUGACACACACUGGUGUUUUACGUACACACGAAAUGCGUAUCGAAUUUCGUUUGGGGGAAAAACACCGAUAGAGCUGUUUUAAUCAACACCCUAAUUAAAGUCGAUCCUAUUUCAUGAGAAACCCCCCGCUCCCUUUGACCGUGAUCACGUCCCCCCCCCCGUUCGUGUUAUAAUCGAUGUGUGUACAGUUUCAUAACAAGUUACAUUAGAUUGCGAGAGAGGCUAAAAAACAAAAUUGUUGUAGAGAAAAGAAACGUACAUUUAAAAAGUGAUGUGCAGUAUCAAAAAUCGCCGGAAUCAUGUUUCUCUUGAUGUAGACUAAUUUUUUGUUAUUUGAACGGAGAACCGUGAGAUAAUUUAUAAAUGGUGUUUAACCCUCGCUCCCCCCUACUUGUUUUAAUGCGUUUCAAAAUAAAUUACACCCCCCAAAGUCACA